AUGGAUAAAUGCAUAGAAGUUAUACAGAGAUCUGGUGUACCACUAGACACGAUUCUUGACUUGUUGCAGCAAAUGAAGAUGCUUGCAGCCGCUGCUCCACAACAAGCGAAGCUCAUGUUACAACAGGAUCCCAAGUUGGCAAAUGCAAUGUUCCAAACGAUGCUUACAAUGGGUGUCGUCAAACCUGAAGCCCUCAUGCAGCAAGUCGUUGCCUUGCAGCAAACAGGGACUACGCAGCCGCCCGUGAUACCUUCUAUUCUACAACCUACGGCUCCACUCCCUGCUGGAAGCGUGCCUGCUGCUGCUGGAGACGAACAGACGGCAAUGAUCCUCCGCGUGCUCUCCCUAACACCUGAACAGAUAGCGGCAUUGCCCGCGGGAGAACAACAAGCGAUCCGACUCAUUCGACAGUCAUUAGGAGGAAGUGCAUAG
Dacryopinax primogenitus is the source of this 432-nucleotide messenger RNA. RefSeq lists its product as uncharacterized. Gene Ontology annotation, molecular function: mRNA binding. Lineage: Eukaryota; Fungi; Basidiomycota; Dacrymycetes; Dacrymycetales; Dacrymycetaceae. Gene Ontology annotation, biological process: mRNA 3'-end processing. Gene Ontology annotation, cellular component: mRNA cleavage and polyadenylation specificity factor complex. The record is from RefSeq and is a predicted model, not a curated record. The transcript has 5 exons. The coding region runs from base 1 to 432 and encodes 143 amino acids.